AUGGGUUCUAACGGAUUACUCGUGCUACCCGGAGACGACUGGGCUGUAGUCAAACUGGGCCACAGAGGGAUUGUGAAUAGCGUACUCAUCGACACAAACCACUUCAAAGGAAACUUCCCUGAAUCAUGUCAAGUCGAAGGCUGCCUCUAUGAAGGUUCUGAUGUAGCGACCCUUAACAGUAAAGGUGAAUUUCCUGGCGCGGCUUGGAUGCCGCUGGUCACCAGAUGUAAACUGGCAGCCCACGAGGAGGUGGAGAAAGAAUCGAUCUGCACUACGCCCAUCACCCACCUAAGGCUCACUAUAUACCCAGACGGCGGUGUGUCUCGCCUGCGUGCCUACGGAGUGCCAUGCUAG
Molecule: messenger RNA, 354 nt
Organism: Sphaeroforma arctica JP610
Lineage: Eukaryota; Ichthyosporea; Ichthyophonida
Exons: 3
Coding region: 1-354 (117 amino acids)
Biological process (GO): allantoin catabolic process
Molecular function (GO): allantoicase activity
Source: RefSeq, a predicted model, not a curated record